GAUAGCCCCUCCCCCUUUCGCUUUUUAGCCCUUGACGUAUGAAGAGGACGGUAGCAACAGUUGCCUCGAGACCCUCGCUCGCCAUAGUGACUGUAGUCGUGGAGACAGUUACUUACCAACGGGAGCAACACUCAGCAACAGCAGCAGCAGCAACAGCAACUGGAGGAGAGAGAGAGAGGGAAAAGAACAGUAAAGCCAGGGCAGAUCUAAGCAGAAGGCUGAGGAGAAACCAUGCAGCGGUCAGAGGGCGGCUCAGAGACGGCGUCCACUGUGGCGCUGAGAACGUCCACUUCAGCCCAGGCGCCGGUGGUUCAGCCCGUUCCCGCCUCCCAACAGCGUGUGUUAGUUCAGGCCACCGGCUCUUCCCAGAAGGGAGAUCAGGUGCAGCAGUUGCCAGUGCCUAGAGUACAACAGGUCCCUCAGCAGGUCCAACAGGUUCAGCAUGUGUACCAGUCCCAGGUGCAGUACGUGGAGGGAGCAGAGGCCGUCUACCCCAAUGGCACAAUUCGUACUGCAUACUCGUACAACCCAGAUUCCCAGCUGUAUGGACAGGGCAGUGGAAGCACCUAUUUCGACUCUCAAGCAGGUGGUACUCAGGUUACCACUGUUGUCUCCUCUGCUGGCGGAGUGCCCACUCACAGCAUGGUGGGAAUCACCAUGGACAUGGGCAACAGUCACAUCAUUUCCAGCGGCAGUGCCUACUUGAUCCAUGGCGGGAUGGAGAGCGGCCGCCACCACACCUCUCACUCCUCACGCUCUUCAUCCGCAAUGCUUGAAGUGGCGAUUGAAAACCUCCAAAAGUCAGAAGGGAUUGCCACUCACAAAAGCAGCCUGCUCAACAGCCAUUUGCAGUGGCUGCUGGAUAAUUAUGAGAUGGCUGAGGGUGUGAGUCUGCCACGGAGCUCUCUGUAUAACCACUAUCUGAGACACUGUCAGGAGCAAAAACUGGAUCCGGUUAAUGCUGCCUCUUUUGGCAAACUCAUCCGAUCUGUCUUCAUGGGCCUUCGCACACGCCGACUUGGCACCAGGGGGAACUCAAAAUACCAUUAUUACGGUAUUCGUCUGAAGCCUGAUUCACCUCUCAACCGCUUGCAGGAGGACAUGCAGUACAUGGCAAUGAGACAACAGCCUUUCCAUCAGAAACAGAGGUUUAAGCCCUUUCACAAGAUGGAUGGGAUGGGGGACAGUCUGAACAGCAGCUCCCAGCACUCGUCCAGCACCCCUGAGCAGAGCGUGGCGGCACAGAGCCAGCAUCACCAGCAGUACAUUGAUGUGUCUCACGUCCUGCCCCCCUUCCCUUCUCCUGAUCUGGGCUCCUGUCCUCUGCCCGAGCCAAUCAACAUGAACGAUGUGAAAAAACUACAGAGCAACUACAGGAUUCACUGUGAGGCUACUCUGGACGUAGUGAUGAACUUGCAGUUCCAUCUAAUAGAGAAGCUAUGGCAGACCUUUUGGUAUUCAACAGCGCCAUCUAGUGACGGAGCCACUACCAUUCCUAACAGUGAAGAGGAUGUGGAGGACAUCAGAGGAUUCCCCAGAGAGAAGCUGAUCGCUCUGUGUAAAUAUGAACCAAUCAAACAGUGGAUGAGGAGCUGUGAUCACAUCCUGUAUCAGGCACUGGUAGAGAUCCUCAUCCCUGAUGUACUGCGGCCUGUUCCAAGCACCCUCACUCAAGCUAUCAGAAACUUCGCAAAGAGUCUGGAGGGGUGGCUGACCUCAGCCAUGAGUGACUUCCCUCAGGAGAUUGUCCGCACUAAGGCUGCAGUAGUGAGUGCGUUUGCGCAGACCCUGCGCCGCUACACCUCUCUGAAUCACCUGGCCCAGGCAGCGAGAGCCGUCCUGCAGAACACGUCCCAGAUUAACCAGAUGCUCAGCGACCUCAACAGAGUGGACUUUGCUAACGUGCAGGAGCAGGCGUCCUGGGUGUGCCAGUGUGACGAGAGUGUCGUCCAGCGUUUGGAGCAAGACUUUAAGGUGACCCUCCAGGAGCAGAGCUCUCUGGAUCAGUGGGCCGCCUGGCUGGAUAACGUUGUCAACCAAGUGCUGAAACCCUAUGAGGGCAGUACUAGCUUCCCCCGCGCCGCACGCCAGUUCCUGCUCAAGUGGUCCUUCUACAGGUACAAGGCUCUCUAG
This is a messenger RNA of Sinocyclocheilus anshuiensis, 2133 nucleotides long. RefSeq names its product DNA-binding protein RFX2-like. Gene Ontology annotation, molecular function: RNA polymerase II cis-regulatory region sequence-specific DNA binding; DNA-binding transcription factor activity, RNA polymerase II-specific. Gene Ontology annotation, cellular component: nucleus. The record is from RefSeq and is a predicted model, not a curated record. Bases 232 to 2133 code for a protein of 633 amino acids. Gene Ontology annotation, biological process: regulation of transcription by RNA polymerase II. The transcript has 15 exons. NCBI's taxonomy places the organism in Eukaryota, Metazoa, Chordata, Actinopteri, Cypriniformes, Cyprinidae.